AUGGGGUUGCGGCAAGUCGACAGCUGGUGUAAAAUCUUGUCAAACAGUAUGAACAUUUCUAAAAUCUUGAUGGAUUGUCCCAUCUCGAAAACAGUUGAUGAGAAGUACAAAAGUGAAUGGUAUUUUCAGAUGAUAUUAUUGCUUUGCUAUGAGAAAAAUUUGGAUAAAGUUAACAAUAGGCUGCUAAACUGCUUGAAGAAUGGAGAGUAGCAUCUGAAGGAAAUGGACUAAGGAAGAAAUAUCUAUGAGUAGAACUAUGUAAAAUAUGAGUUAAGAAGAACAAACUAAGACAGCUAACGAUAGCUAGAGGUGGCAUAAUAGCUGAGGUAGCCUUUGAUGAGGAAAAACGUCAAACCGUAACAUGUGGGGCUCCACAAGGGUCAGUUCUAGAGCCACUCUUAUGGAACGUGAUAUACAACGAUCUCCUCAGGGUAGAUUUCAGAGAAACCACAAGGCUUUCGUCGUCAACAUUUGUGGCCUUUGCAAAUAAUGUAGCAGUGGAAACAACAGGCCAUAUAACAUCUAUUCUAGAGGAAAUUAUGAAUCGAAUCUUAGAGUUAGUAUCAAAAUGGAUGGAAGAUAAUGGACUUAAACUACCUAAGAGUUGA
Cinara cedri is the source of this 608-nucleotide messenger RNA. The record is from the annotation of a GenBank genome assembly. NCBI's taxonomy places the organism in Eukaryota, Metazoa, Arthropoda, Insecta, Hemiptera, Aphididae.